Arctia plantaginis is the source of this 297-nucleotide messenger RNA. Lineage: Eukaryota; Metazoa; Arthropoda; Insecta; Lepidoptera; Erebidae. The record is from the annotation of a GenBank genome assembly.
AUGUUCAAACUGGUUGUAUUCACCGCGCUCUUGGCCGUCGCCGCUGCUGCUCCUGGCUUCAUCGGUGCCCCUUUUGCCGCGCCGUACGCAUAUGGACACGGCAUAGUCUCCGCUCCUUUGAUCAGCACUGGCGUUGUCAAGACCGCCUUACCCGUCGCUACUUCUUACUCUAACUCUGUUCGGCUCUCGAGUCCUACUGUAGUAGCUGCGCACGCUCCAAUUGUUGCUGCCCACGCUCCUAUUGUCACUGCUCACGCUCCUAUCGUCGCUGCCCCCGCAUACGCCCACGCCUGGUAA